AAGAGUCGAUAUAUUCAGAUUGCUUUAUUAGCGGUAUGCUCCGCCUAUCCGUACGUUUUAAGCUCCGAUGACGAGCUAUCUGACGUCGCGGAACAUCCCAUUACAAAGAGAGCGUUCGAUCGCAUCGAGAGCAACGAUUUUGGGCUCUUCAAGCGAGCACUCGCGAAACGAGCCUUUGAUCGACUUGACAUGGCUGAUUUUGGAUUCCGACGGAAGCGUGCGUUCGAUAGAAUAGCACGCGCCGAAUUUGGACUCGAAGGCUUCCGCAAGAAGCGAGCAUUUGACCGGCUAUCAAUCGCGGACUUUGGUUUCCGGAAGAAGCGAGCAUUCGACCAGUUUCCUGACACAGCAUCAUAUCCAACUCGAGGUCAGUUGUAG
Molecule: messenger RNA, 378 nt
Organism: Cooperia oncophora
Lineage: Eukaryota; Metazoa; Nematoda; Chromadorea; Rhabditida; Trichostrongylidae
Source: the annotation of a GenBank genome assembly